GUAGGUAGAGGCCUCCGCUGCCGCAGUGUGUGCGCGCACGUGGAUCAUGUUGCACGCGGUACUGUGUCUUUCGCUGGCCGUAGCCUCGGUCGCAGUCUAUUCAUCCACGACAGAAGAAUGUGGCUUGAACAACGGUGCGAUGAGCUAUCGUCAGCCUAGAACAGUCAACGGAGGAGGAGCCAGCGUUGGGGGUUUCAAGUCUAGGUUGGUCAACGGCAAGGAGACCCAGAAAGGAGCUUGGCCGUGGCAAGUAUCAUUACAGUUACUUCACCCAGCAUUUGGUUUUGUUGGUCACUGGUGUGCAGGAGUACUAAUCCAACCUACUUGGGUUUUGACAGCGGCUCACUGCAUUCGAAAUGAAAAGUUUAGCCUACCGUUGGCAGCUCUUUGGACAGCUGUACUGGGGGACUGGAAUAGAGAUAUAGAAGAGCACACUGAAGAGCGUAUACCCAUCGACGAGAUAGUUAUUCAUGACAAAUUUCACAACUACCAAAACGACAUAGCAUUAAUGAAAUUGUCUAGGCCGACAAAUAUCACCAAUACAAAUAUACGAUGCUUAUGUUUACCACCAUCGGCCAAUGACAUUCCAAUUCCUAAGGUAUGUGUCACGACCGGCUGGGGUAAAGUCAAACCAAAUGGACCGUUGUCGGGUAAGCUGCGGCAAAUAAAAGUUCCAGUGCAUAACACAUCUGUUUGUAGGGAUAAAUAUGGGCCAGUGGUGCCUAUAACUGAUGGUCAUUUAUGUGCUGGCAGAAUGGAUGGCAAAAUUGGAGGCCCAUGUGUGGGAGAUUCUGGAGGGCCUUUGCAGUGCUCAGGUCCAAAUGGUAGAUGGUUUUUGGCUGGUCUGACAUCAUUUGGCUCAGGAUGUGCCAAACCAGGUUAUCCAGAUGUAUAUACAAAGCUAUCAUUUCAUUUGUCAUGGAUACUUAAGCAAACAAAAAAGUAUGCAGAAGAAAGAAAACAAUGAACAGUAGAAUUCAACAUCAAUAGCAGUUAUAACUAAAUAACAAAAUAAUAUAAAAUAUGUAAUGAUCAGACUAGGUAAAGGUUAUGUCAGU
Molecule: messenger RNA, 1058 nt
Organism: Sipha flava (yellow sugarcane aphid)
Lineage: Eukaryota; Metazoa; Arthropoda; Insecta; Hemiptera; Aphididae
Product: chymotrypsin-like elastase family member 3B
Exons: 6
Coding region: 47-967 (306 amino acids)
Biological process (GO): proteolysis
Molecular function (GO): serine-type endopeptidase activity
Source: RefSeq, a predicted model, not a curated record